Messenger RNA from Laetiporus sulphureus 93-53, 1497 nucleotides. Its product is annotated as amino acid transporter. The annotation marks the transcript as partial. The record is from RefSeq and is a predicted model, not a curated record. Gene Ontology annotation, biological process: amino acid transmembrane transport. NCBI's taxonomy places the organism in Eukaryota, Fungi, Basidiomycota, Agaricomycetes, Polyporales, Laetiporaceae. Gene Ontology annotation, cellular component: membrane. Gene Ontology annotation, molecular function: L-amino acid transmembrane transporter activity. The transcript has 15 exons.
AAAGAUGCGGCCGGUGGGAUGGGUCGCCAUCUCGGCGUCUUCAGCUGCACCAUGCUCAUCGUCGGCAAGGUCAUCGGAACAGGGAUCUUCUCCACGCCUUCCUCGAUCCUCGAGUCCGUAGGCUCCGUCGGAGCCUCCAUGAUGCUAUGGGUCCUCGGCUUCGUGCUGUCGUUCUGCGGCCUGUUCAUUUGGCUCGAGUUCGGGACGAUGAUCCCUCGAUCUGGCGGAGAAAAGGUCUAUUUGGAGGCGGUAUACACCAGGCCACGGCAUCUUGCUACAGUCGUGUUCGCUGCAAACGCUAUCAUACUCGGUUUCACAGCUUCCGGAUGUAUUGUCUUCGCAGAAUAUGUAUUGAACGCUGCUGGAAUGGAAGUUACGCGGUGGAACGAACGUGGAAUCGCAGUAGCAGUCAUCGUCUUCGCUACCCUCUUACAUGGACUCACACCUAAGCUGGGUAUCUACAUCAUGAAUGCUCUCAGCGUGUUCAAGGUAUUCAUUCUGCUCUUCGUGGUCGUGUCGGGAUGGGUGGUGCUCUCGGGACACACCCAAGUUGCGGAUCCACAUGUGAAUUUCAGAAACGCAUUUGUUGGCAGUUCGCAUAGCAGCUACGAAUACGCCACUGCGACGUUCAAAGUCUUGAAUGCAUACGCAGGAUGGUCGAACGUGAACUACGUCAUGAACAACGUUAAAAACCCUAUUCGGACCCUCAAGAUCGCGGGACCAUUGGGCCUGGGAUUUUGCGCUGUGAUGUACAUCCUCGCGAACAUCUCGUACUUCGCUGCCGCGUCCAAGGAGGAGAUUGAGAACGCUGGGGUGACGGUUGCGUCGCUCUUCUUCAGCAACGUCUUCGGACAGAGGGCAAAGAAGGCACUGGAUGUCAUUGUGUCGUUGAGGUAUCUACUACCCUGUAUUGCAACCCAGCUCGUGUCGACUCAUCAUCUGCACGCAGAACUGGCCAAGGAGGGCAUUCCGCUGCCAUUCGGAAACCGCUUCUGGGCAUCCAACUGGCCCACCGGCAAGUCACCCUUGCCAGGAUUGAUCAUCCACCUGAUACCUUCGGUCAUCAUUAUCCUGGCACCUCCACCCUCCGUGGCAUAUCCUUUUAUAAUCGACGUGGAGGGCUACCCAAGCCAGAUCAUCAACUUCUUUGUCGUCGUCGGCCUGUUCUGGUUCAGGUGGAAGAGGCCUAACGCGAAACGGCCGUUCAAAAUCUGGUGGCCAUUCGCCUUCUUCUAUCUCGCUGCUGCCGUUUUCCUUCUCGUCGCGCCCUUCGUCCGUCCGCCUGGGGGAGUAGGAGACACACCUCCACUGCCGUACUACCUAUAUUGUCUGGUGGGCAUUGCUGUGAUGUUCGUGGGCGUGUUCUACUGGGCAGCGUGGCAGUACUUGCCACGCGUAUUCGGCUACGAGUUCGUUCCGCGCAAAGAGACGCUGAAGGACGGAACUGUGGUUGCUUUGGUCAGUUGUGCUUACACUGUCGGAUCACUGCUGUUCUGA